Messenger RNA from Colletotrichum lupini, 5151 nucleotides. Its product is annotated as endosomal peripheral membrane protein. Bases 1 to 5151 code for a protein of 1716 amino acids. The transcript has 5 exons. The record is from RefSeq and is a predicted model, not a curated record. NCBI's taxonomy places the organism in Eukaryota, Fungi, Ascomycota, Sordariomycetes, Glomerellales, Glomerellaceae.
AUGGAUAAGGCUGCUGAAAAGUCUCUCGAGGAACUCAAAGCGCUUAGAGGAGCUAAUGAAGCUCAAGCUGCCAACGAGCUUGCCCAGAGACCCAACUUUGUGAAUCCCUUCAUCAUCGCAUGUGGCACCAAGAAUGCAAAGUUUACUGGAAUCGCCAUUGUAUGCCUCCAGAGGCUCAUCGUCGCCCGUGCUCUUCCCAGGGGGAAGUUGAACCAGGUCCUCGAAGCUCUGAGAGAGGCAACCUCGGCUGGUCUCGACGUUCAACUCAAAAUCCUCCAGGCUUUGCCGUCAUUAUUGCAAAACUAUGCCACUGAUCUCAAAGGCGACCUUCUCAUCACCGCUUUGAACAUCUGCUUCAUACUGCAGUCCAGCAAAAAUGCUAUCGUCAACAACACCUCUGCGGCAACCUUACAACAGCUCGUCGUGUCUGUGUUUGACAAGGUCGUUGCUGAAGACAAAACGGCUUCCAGUGGCCCUCCCGCUGGCGAGGCGCCGUCCGGUGAGGGCACAGUCGAACUGCGCGCUGCGGCGCUGGAUGCGUACAGGAUAUUCAACGACUUAUGCCUCAUGACGGAAAACCAGCGCCCCGAGUACCUGAGAUUCUCCGGUCUACCACAAACAUUCGGACUGGAACUGAUAGAGUCGGUUCUUACCAACCACGCCGCCGUCUUUUCUACCCACAAAGAACAAGCACACAUCCUACAGAUUCGGGUCAUGCCAUUCAUCACUAGCGCGCUGAAAGGAAAGCCAAACUUUGCUACGUCCGUCAGGCUGGUUCGGAUUCUGUACACCCUCCUACGACGCCAUAUCAACAUUCUCCCAACCGAAAGCGGAGAUGCACUUGAUAUCCUGACGCAUCUACUGGACCAGGACACGGCGACAUGGAAGAGAGCACUGUGUUUAGAAGUGUUCCGAGGUAUCUUCUCAGAGCACGCCUUGAUCAGACGGAUCUUCGUCAACUACGAUGCCAAAGAAGGCGAGAAGGAUGUCCUCAAACACUUGACCGCCACCUUUGUGCGGCUUAGCACCGAGAAACCGUCUGUUAUUGGUCUUGGACACCAAUCAACAAUCCCGGUUAUGAACCCUUAUGCUAGCAUCGCAUCAUCAACCGAUCAAGCCAUGCUCGAGGCCAGCGGCGUCACGGGUAUUAUCAGCGGCUCCGUCAGCGCAGACGGCUCCAAUGUGGGCAUUAGCACGCAGUGGAGUAGCGUCCGGGUCCCUUGCAUCGACCAGCUCGACAAGACCGAGGCACCAUCUAUUCCGGAUUCUUACAUCUACAGCUUGACUUUGUCUUGCAUAGGAUCGCUCUCUGAAGGCCUUGCCAAGUUCAUCCUUCCCCUCACCGUCCCGGGGGAUAACCGCAAUCGCAAGAAGAGUGGGAAGCAGGAAGUUGGCCGUGACUCACCGGCACCUGCACAAGAUGAUACAGACGGGUCACGAGCUGCGUUGGAACGAGCAGCAUCAUUCAAGAAGAACCCCGUCCCGCUCAACCCUCUUGCUUUGGAGGAUCAUCCCAUGCACAAAGAAGUCAAAAUUUGCGCCGCCAUCAUUGAGGAAUGCUGGCCUGCCAUCCUUGCUACCUGUUCUACGUUCCUCUAUGCUGCUAUGGACUCUGAAUACUACCACAGUCUGGUGAGGGCAUUCCAAAAGUUUGCGCAUGUCGCCGGCUUGCUUCAGCUGUCUACCCCAAGAGACGCAUUCUUGACGACGCUGGGCAAGGCGGCAGUGCCACCGAAUGUGUUCACGGCAUGCCUGAAUGCUGGGCCAGCUCGACCAACAACACCCACACCCACCACAGAAGCGCCCAACAGCAUUCUGAGCAACGCACGAGGACUACUAAGUGUCGAUAGUCUUGUCACCCAAGCCUCGCCCGUCGCUGACAGAGGUCGACAGCAAGGCCUUGAGGGAAGCCAGAUGACGCUCAACACUCGUAAUCUACUAUGUCUGCGAGCGCUCCUUAACCUUGGCAUUGCUCUUGGUCCGACUCUUGGUUCUUCAUGGCGUAUCAUCCUGGAAACCUUGCAGCAGGCCGAUUUCGUACUGUUCUCCACGAGUAAGACUCCUGGCCGAACGCCACUCGCAACGAAGGGAACAGACCAGCAUGCAGAGGGCGAGGCAAAUGCACUACUCUCCAACUUUAGCAGUGAAGUCCGCGCUGUUGAGACGGCAGCAUCUCGUCUGAUCGAAAGCACUAUUGACUUUCCCAAUGAUGCCUUUGCACAAGUCGUUGAGGCGGUAUGCGACCUCUUGGAAAGAGCAAAAGAUGACAAGUCGAAGACAGAGACUGCAGCGCAACCAAAGUCGCCUACAUCAGGAGGCAUGAAGCCGUCGCAAGCUGGCCAACACCGUCGUGUUCUCAGUGUCUCUACAGCAGCCGCUGCGGGACCGAAUCAGGAAGACCACUUCGCUCUGGCCAAGCUGGGUGAUAUUGCUACGAUCAAUAUCGAUCGCUUGCUAUCUUACUCUCCAGACAUAUCGGGAUGGACCCCUCUGACUUCUGAAUUGAUCCAUAUCAUCAAUGCGUCUUCAAUGAACGCUUCCGUAAGGCUGCGAGCGGCAGAAAUUCUCGUCAGACUGGCUCUUGAUGCAGCCAACAUUGCGGCCACAAUGGAGCGUGAGCAAUGCGGUCAAGUUCAGUUGCUUCUCCUCGAGGCUCUCCGCGAUGCACUCUUGCCUCUGCAGCAAGAAGAUAGGGAGGUCACCGUCGCCAGUCAUAGCACCGACGUCGAAAUCCACAAGGUUAUCCUAGAAGGACUGAAGAACCUGCUUGAAAACUGUGGCGAGACACUCGUUAGCGGGUGGGAGAUUGCUUUUGAGAUUAUCGGCUCCAUCUUCAUCAACAAAAAGUUCGCCCUUGGAGAACGUCGGGGCUCCCAGACGAACGUUCUCAUGACCAGAUCAGCGAAGCUUGUCCGGUCAUCUUUCAAUUCUCUUCAACUCAUCUGCUCCGACUUCCUAGCGUCUUUGCCGAAUUCCUGCUUUCUCAUCCUUGUCGAUACCCUUUACAAAUUUUGCUCACAAGAUGAUGACCUCAAUAUUGCAUUAACGACUGUCACGUUUUUCUGGGUCCUGUCAGAUUUCCUUUCCGGCAAGACUGAGACCCUUCCUGUCACCGCCGACCUGAUGCAGGGCUCAAGUAUAUCUGAUCUGGCAGCCUUGGCUGCAAAUUCGGAACACAUUGCCUCAGACGCCGCUCUUUGGAUGCUGUUGCUGUUAAGACUCACGACCGUGACAGCCGAUGAACGACUUGAGCUACGCAAUAGCGCGAUUCAGACCUUGUUGAGAAUCUUUGACGCGUAUGGCGAUAAGUUGAGCCCAGAGGCAUGGUCCACCUGCGUCAAGUCUGUGGUUUUCAAGCUUCUUUCAUCGAUAGAGGAAGAACUCAAGGCCGCCGCAACCGACAGUACCACCCUGCAAGACCGCAAAGAGUGGCACGAGACAGCAUCCGUUGUCUUGACCGGUAUUUCCGAGCUCCUCACGACCUACAUGGAGACACUAUCCACGCAUUCCUCAUUUAAUGCCCUGUGGCAAGAGCUUCUUGGUCACUUUGCUACUCUACUCGAUUUUAAGGUGCUCACAAUCAACACGGCCACGUACAAAGCACUCGGCAAGGUCAUCAAGCUCGACUACGAUCCCGGCAGACCCAUUUUUGACACAAACACUGUCAACGCGGCAUGGGAGCUGUGGUCUCGGGGUACGCCCGUCUCUCUAGAUGAAGAGGACGGCAAGAAGGCAGACAACCAAAAUUGCUUGAUUGCCUACGUUGCGGCUUUCCACGAUGUGUACCAACUCGUCCAGCAAGACCUUACAGUUGAUCGUGUCCGCCAAAUGUUGACCCUCUUCCGCGAAGCUCUGCAACAAGCCACAGUCGGAGCCUACGUGAACGACAUUGAGUAUGUCACGCCGCUGCAGAAUCAAGUCCUGGAAGCCAUCAAGAUGGUGCGAACAGACCUCGCUGGCGUGCCCUCAGCCAUGAUCUCCCAGGUGGCGGAGUUCGUCCGCCUAGCCUUCAGCGACGAAGCCCUCAAGGCGCAGAGCGCAACGCAGCGGAGAACAUAUGUGGCCAUGUCGAAAGCCAGCAUGUCCAUCCUGCAAACUCUUAUCCUUCGCAACGCAUCCGACGUAGAUAUUUACGCUAGCGAGGCUUUCUCCUCGGCCCUCUCGGCGCUCUCCAAGCCCGUUGUCCUCAAAUAUGGCUUCCCCAUUGUUACCAAGUCAGCCCAGCCAUGGCGUCUCGCGACCAACUCGAUUCUCGCCAUCUUGGAAGCCACACUGCCUCAGGUCCGCGCCCUCGAAAUCCCCCGCUCGACGCUCCAGGACAUGUGGCAGAUGAUUAUCGGAAUCGCCGACGGUAUUGUAAGCGCAGACACCAACGCUGCGCCCUCAUCAGCAGACCUCUCGGACGACGAGUCCUUUGACAUUGCAUCAUUCCACAAACUUCGCGAACUCAUCAUCCCAUCCCUAGGAGCCGAGGCGAUUCCAGACAAGACACGCAAAGCCUACGCCGAAAGCCUCUUCCGGACCUCUAUCAUCCACGACCCCUCGCCGACCGAGUCCUCCCUCCUCUUCGGCUCCAGCAGCGACGGCGCCAACGGCCUCACAGCACUCUACAAAAAACGCACCGGUCGCACCGUGGACCCGCUCCCGACCCGCCGCGACCGUAUGGCCUACGUUUGCGUCGACGAGCUCUUCUCUCUUGUAUCAACAUACGACGUUGAGAGCCUGCGUAUUGUCGUGCAACCGCCAACACCCGCGUUCCCCCCUCCGCGCUCCGCGACCUCGCACCUCUCGGAGGCGCCGCAGGCCCUGCACAUCCGUAUCGCGCGUACCGUCGCGCCCUUUCUCAUCCUCCGCGCAGCGCUGACCGUUCGGGCGUACAUUGCCGACCAGCCCCUGCGAGGCCGCAUGCCGCAGCCGCUUUCGCAGCGAAAGGAGCUGCUGCGCGUGCUCCGGCAGCUGGUCGAUUUGACGUCCGAGUCGGAUGCCAUCCCCAGCACGCCCAACGUCGAUAGUGAGGGAAGGAAACAUCUGCUGCGGCUGUAUCCCCUCCUCGUCAGCGCUGUGCAGGUAGCGGGCUCUUCUGGAGACGAGGCGGUGUUGAAGCUCUGCGUGGAGGCUCUCGAGGUUGUUGGCGGUGAGCUAGGGCUUUAA